GUCUAGCAAUAUGUCAGCUCGCGGUGCGAAAAAGAAGAAGGCGACGUCAAAGUCGGCCAAAGCUGGUGUUUUAUUCCCGGUGGCGAGAAUGAGGAGAUACCUGAAAAACAUGACACACCACUAUCGUAUCGGGUCGGGGGCACCUGUUUACAUGGCGGCUGUGAUAGAAUAUCUGACCGCGGAGAUAUUAGAGCUUGCUGGUAAUGCAGCACGAGACAACAAGAAGAGCAGAGUCACACCUAGACAUAUUUUAUUGGCAGUGGCCAAUGACGAAGAACUCAAUCAGCUACUAAAGCAUGUGACCAUUGCCAAUGGUGGUGUACUUCCUCGAAUACUCCCAGAACUUCUCAUGAGGAAAAAAGGCUCUAAAUUUCAGAUGCAGUCGGAGCCACCCAAACUUUCUGUACAAACCAAUUCUAAUAAAGUUACCAGUAGUACAUCAAAACAGAAUGAUGUUCCAAGUUCAACGAAAAAAGCCAAGGUCAAGGUCACACCCAAGGUUGUAAGAGCUCCUCUUAAACCAGUAACAAAAACAGGAAAGACAGGAAAAAUAGCUAAAGUCAAACCAUUGAAGGGUAUCACUGGAUCUGCUGAAGCUGUGGCUGCUACAGCUGCUGGGAGCUUCACCAUCCUGUCAGAGAAAAAGCUGUUCCUGGGACAGAAGAUGACAGUAAUACAAGGGGACCUGGUGAAAAUCUUGUCUGAUGCCAUUGUACACCCAACCAGUUCUGCUUUCUACAUGGGGGGUGAAGUAGGGUCUGCAAUUGAGAAAGCUGGUGGUAAGGAGUUCCGCAAGGAAGUUGAUGAGCUAUAUAAAUCCAAUGGUGCUUUGGAUACAGCAGGAGCUGCCAUUUGUCCUGGUCAUAAUUUUCCUGCAAAAUAUGUGAUCCACGUGAAUGGUCCAUCGUGGGGUACUACCAAUUCACAACAACUCUUGGAAAAGGCUGUCAAGAAUGUAUUAACACUGGCGGAUGAGAAAAAUUUAAAGUCCAUAGCUAUACCCUCAAUAGGUAGUGGAAAUGCGGGAUUCCCCAAACAAACGGCAGCACAGAUUAUCCUAAAGGCCAUCAGUAACUACUUUGUCACCGUCAUGAGCAGCUCUCUAAAGCAAGUAUACUUUGUACUGUACGACAUGGAGAGUAUCGGCGUGUACACAAGUGAACUGGCUAAGUUAGACUCCUAGAUAUAGCUAGAAUGGAAUUAUCAAAAUCAACAGGAAGCAAACUUAUUUUCCAUUCUUUAACUUUUAAGUAGCUGUUCUAAAGCUAAAGCGUAUUGUUAGUUUGAAGUAAGCUGAUGGCAAAGAUAUCAGUUUCCUUUAUAAUAUCCAAUAUUAAAAAAAACCUGUUAACAUUCUAAUGUAUCAUAUUUUCAUAAGUCUUGGUAUUUGGCAUAUUAGCAAUUGUAAACACUUACAUACAACACAUGUUUCUAACCAAAACGAAGGAAAUUAUUUUUGUUUUAAAGUGAAACAUCAAAUAGGAGUUUAUUAGGUAAAAUAUUAAAUGAAACAUGGGGGUCAGAAUCCUGUUUUAAAGUUUGCAAUAUCACUUGAGUACAUGACUCCUGGUGGUUGUUAAUGAAUGUUUGAUUGGGGCCAUAGAAUAAACAUUCGAAAUAUCAAAACAUGUUUCUUAUCAGUUCAGCAAGAAAUUUAUAAUAGGUACUUGUAUCAUGAUUUUUUGUCCUUUUUUCCUUUUCUUUUUUAUUAGAAUUUAGUUAGAAAUCAGAUUAUUUUAUAUCAUUUAAUUACAUUAACAUCCUGUUAUUCAGUGAACUUGCCCAUGUAAUGUUUUUGCAUGCGUGCCAGUAAUGAUAUCUACCCUGGAGCAUCUUUCAUUUGCUGCACCAGUCAGAAAUCAAUUGGGAGUGUCCUCUACAUUAUUGCUUUAAGAUUUGUCAAAAUGUUACUUUUCCAAGUUAUGUGAUAAAAAGUAUCAAAUUUGUAUUUGUAGUUCAUGAGGUUUUCUGAAUUUCAUCUUGGAAGUUUUAAUUUUUGUUUGUCAAGUCUUUUAAAAAUAAAAAAUAAAAGACUUGUUCUAAAAAUGUGAAAUGAAUACUCAUUUUUGAUCCUGUGUACUACGAUCAGUAAACUAUAUUCACUUUUUGUAUUUCACAAUAUAAAAACUUAAUGUGGAAGAUUUGUAUUGCUACAGUCAUGGACAUUUCAGUAAUUUCUUUUAUUUAUUUUCAAAACUACAUAAGAGUUUCUAGGAAGGUUUUGUAACAUUUUUAUCAAAUAUAUUUUUAAACCACCAAUUCAUUUUAAAACAGUUGUUGCUCCUUCUUUUUCUCUUUUUGUGCCAUUGCAUUACACUUAUCCUAGAGUUUUAAAUUAAGUUUCCUGGAGUUUUAAAUCAAGUCUCAUUGUUGGUGACUUUUUAUGUUAUCAAAACUGAUAUAACACAAUUAUCAAUACAUUGUAGUGUUAUUUGUAUCCAACAUGUAGAGAUGACUGUUAAACUAUUGUGUGUGUUUGUGUGUCUAAAUUAUAAUAAACAACUAUGAGAUAGUUAUUUAUCUAAACAACAAGGGACCCUUGUUGAUAGUAUAUGGUUAACCGUCAGUCUUUAUUUAAUAGAUUAUUUUUUUAAAAUUCAAAAUACUGCAAGAAUCUAUAAAGGAUAAGAAAAAGUAUCUUUGGAUGAGUGUUAAAGGGUUACUGAAUUCCAGUUAUGAACUGAAUUCAUUGUAUAAAAAUACAAUUGCAUAUCUGUUGCCAUUUAAUGGGCAAUACUCCAGCCUUUGGAUUUAAAAUCUUAACCCACUAGUUACAGUACAUUUAUACUAUUUGUUAAUGUAGUCUCCCCGUCCCUCCCUCCAGAUAUAUUGUGCUUUUAUUUUGUGAUGAUGACUGCACAUUUCAUUAGUGAUGAAGUCUGGUUAGACUGCAAUUUUUAAGCUUUCAAUUAACUGUGAUUUAGCUAUAAAAUAGAUUGUUUUCCUUUAUAUUAUUGUUUGAGUAAUAUAUUAACAUUGUUACAUCAUAAUAUAAGAGCAAAUUUCUAGUAUUUUGUUUUGUAGUUUAUAGCGUUUAAAGUCUUUCUAAAUAGGUUAUUUGUUUAUACAUGUGAUAGAUUAUGAUUGAAAUCAUAAAUCUUUGCCCGGUAUAUUAGUCUUAAUUUAUUGACUAAAACAGUCAGGUCAACUUGUUGUUUACUUAUUUAUCCUGAGCAAAAUUUCAAAGGUUUGAUUUAAGUCAUCUAAUAAUGAGUUUUAAAAAUUAAAUGUGGCAGUUAUAUGAAGCGUUGAUGUUUACGAUAAUAAAUACAUGUAUUAGAAAUGAGCGAUAUUUCAACAGCUUUUUCCUAGAGAGUGAAGAGCAGAUACGUUUACCCAUGAAUAUAUAUACCUUAGAUGUGACAGAAAAUUUGCCCCCAGAUGUUGAUUGCAUUAGUAAAGCUACUUACAGUCCAAUUUGAAGCUAGCAAUAAAUUAUUUUCCUUUUUGGUGACAAGUUGAUUAAGUAGAAUAUAUUAUCCUUGCACCAUGACCUUAUGAAUGUGCAUUUGUACCUUCAUUUAAAUUAGCUGUAUCAUUAGCAUGAGUUAAACAUUGCUUCAUAAUUAAGCUGUUGUUACAUGAUGUUUUACACUUGAGAUUCAGAUAUCAUUGAUCCCGAUGAUGCAAUCGUACAUUUAACAUCGCUUGUGUAUAAGUAAUCCAUCACAUAUAAAAGUUGUUGUUUAGUAUCAGGCAAUCAUUUGGUUACAAUAAGUAUUUCAAGCCUACAAUAUAUACCUCUAAAAUGGAUGUAAAUAGAGGUCAACUAUGAACAAAGUCAUUUUCAUGCCACAUGUGCUUUUAUCAAACUUGUCAAAUAUCUGGAUGAAGAGAGACUAAAAGAAUUUUGGUGACUGAACUAUCAUGUAUUUCAUUUCAUUUCAAACAUUGGUCUUUAUAAUCUAGACCAUUCUUGUUUUUAGUUAAAAUCAACUUUUUAGAAGUGCUUCAUUUGUUUUACAAUGUUUUGGAUAACAGUAUACUGUUUUUCUGUUUUAAUAUAUUAUAUAUAUAUUUCGUAUAUAUAUAUAUAUUUAAUAUCUAUUAGAAUACACUUUAUUUCAGACUGUUAAUUAAUAAGCAUCUUAGAGGUGGAUAUAUAUCCACCUAUAACAUGCAUAUCUAUCUAUAUAUAUAUAUACACAAACUUCUCAAGUGAUAUGGUCUUGUCAUUGUCUGUCAGUUAAGUCAUCUUUUAAAUACUUGUAGUGUUUUCUAGUAUUUUGAGCACUUAACAUGCUUAUACUUCUAUAGAGAGUAAAUUAAUCUGUUUCAAUCAGGUAUUUAUUUCCUAAAAAUUUGAAUGAUUGAGAUUUUAACUAAUAACAUUAUCUAAUGAAAUAAGAAAUUCUGUUGUUGGUAUAACAUCCCAGUAAAUCAGGCAUUUUCCAUCGUUUUGUGAAUGGUUCUGAUAUGUAUAGUUCUACAUGGUCUAGUUGGGUGUGUAUGUUGUGUGAUAUCUAUAGGUAUGUGUGGUGAUGUUAUACAACACAUUCUGUUGGUGUGAUGGAAAUUUAGUCCAACAAUAAAUAUUGUACUUUU
Ylistrum balloti is the source of this 4545-nucleotide messenger RNA. Its product is annotated as core histone macro-H2A.1-like. The transcript has 8 exons. NCBI's taxonomy places the organism in Eukaryota, Metazoa, Mollusca, Bivalvia, Pectinida, Pectinidae. Gene Ontology annotation, molecular function: structural constituent of chromatin; protein heterodimerization activity; DNA binding. The record is from RefSeq and is a predicted model, not a curated record. Gene Ontology annotation, cellular component: nucleosome. Bases 11 to 1183 code for a protein of 390 amino acids.